Messenger RNA from Hyaloscypha bicolor E, 753 nucleotides. RefSeq names its product glycoside hydrolase family 12 protein. Gene Ontology annotation, biological process: polysaccharide catabolic process. Lineage: Eukaryota; Fungi; Ascomycota; Leotiomycetes; Helotiales; Hyaloscyphaceae. The record is from RefSeq and is a predicted model, not a curated record. Gene Ontology annotation, molecular function: cellulase activity. The transcript has 4 exons. Bases 1 to 753 code for a protein of 250 amino acids.
AUGAAAUUCAUCCAAUUAUUUUUCCCUCUCGUCAUUUCCACAACUGCCCUUGCCGUUCCAACGGGUACUCUGCAAGAGCGGUCGGCGACGAUAUGUGGCCAAUGGGACUCAGUAGUCACAGGAACUUACACAGUCUACCAGGAUCUGUGGAAUGAAGGCCAAGCAGCAAAUGGCUCUCAAUGCACCACGGUCACAUCGGACUCUGGCAACACUCUAGCGUGGUCGACAUCUUGGUCGUGGGAAGGCGCAUCGAACCAAGUUAAAUCCUACGCAAAUGCUGCAGUUACUAUGUCAAGCAUUAAGAAGAUAUCUGCAAUCACCAGUAUACCUACCACUUGGAAAUGGAGCUACACAGGAAGCAGCAUCGUUGCAGAUGUGUCCUACGAUAUGUUUACCUCAUCAACCGCAUCAGGUUCCAACGAGUACGAAAUUAUGAUUUGGCUUGCUGCUAUCGGAGGUGCGGGACCAAUUUCAAGCAAUGGAUCCGCUGUGGCAACACCUACUAUUGGUGGCGUGAACUUCAAGCUCUACAGUGGACCAAAUGGUGCCACAACUGUAUACUCUUUCGUUGCUGCGAGCGAGACAACCAGCUUCUCUGGCGAUCUGAAGGCCUUCUACACAUAUCUGGAAAGCAGCUCCAGCUUCAGCUUCCCUUCCAGCCAGUAUCUCUUGAACAUUGGCGCUGGCACUGAACCUUUCACCGGGUCUGGUGCGGUGUUCAAAACCUCUGCUUACAGUUGUGUGGUCAACUGA